AAAACACGUUUCUUGUAAACAAAUCAUUUAUAUUAAAUAUCGAAAGUGAUGUAAUAAAAGGAAUUCGAAGAGACCGUAGAAGAAGUCAAAACCAUAAAGGCUAUCACCCCAAAGGUAGAGUGACUUGUGUAUAUUUUAAAUAGGAAAUCAAAAAGAUCGUAAGACCUUAAUUUGAGGCAAACCCAGAGUUGUUCUACCCAACCAAGGUUUUCGAUAAAUUUGGGUUCAGUAGAUGCAAAUGUCCAAAAUGUGGAGCAUAUUUUUGGAGACACACAGAUAAGAAGACCACUUGUGGAGAUUCAAAGUAAUUGAAGAAAUCAAUAAUUUUUUAGUUGUGAAGGGAAGUACUCCUUUAUUGGUGUAGGCACAGGUAAAGGAGCCAAAGGAAAUAAAAUAACAUAUGCCGAUGCUUGGAACGGAUUCAAGAAAUCUUUAACAAGUGCUAGAGUACCAUGCACAGCAAUUGAUAGAUAUCCAGUGGUGGCCAGAUGGAGAAAUGAUGUUGAUUAUGUAGCAGCAGGAAUCUAUUGUUUCUAACCAUUUUGUGUAACAGGUGAGAUGGAUCCACCAGCAAAUCCAUUGAUCUGUCCAUAAUUUUGUGUGAGAUUCAAUGAUCUCGACAAUAUUGGUUUGACAGGAAGACAUUAUUCCGGAUUUAUCAUGCUUGGUAUCUAGACAUUCAAUUAUCCUGACAAAUACGUGUUCUUUAAGGAGGAAUGUGUAGAAUUCAACUAUAGAUGGUUGACUGAAGAGUUAGAAAUCAAUCCAGAUGAUAUUACAUUCAUUGAAGAUGUUUGGGCAGGAGGUGGAAACUUGGGUCCAUCAGUAGAGUACUUCGUCAAUGGAUUGGAAGUAGGAAACAUGGUGUUUAUGCAAUAUAAAUAUUUCCAUGAUGGAUCAUAUGAAGAAUUACCAAUUAAAAUCAUAGAUACAGGAAUCGGAUUGGAACGUAUACCUUGGUUAGUCAAUGGUUCACCUACAAGUUAUUUCGAUGUCUUUGCUGGGGCCUUUGCAUUCUUGGCAUAAAAGUUAUAAGUCGAAUAUUCAAAUGAUGUUUGGAAAGCAUUUGGACCAUACAGUUGUUUAUUGAAUGUUGAUGAAGUUGAAAAUGUUGAUAAGACCUGGGAAUUCAUUUCAUCAUAGAUUGGAUAUGAUGUCUAAACUAUUAAGAAGGAAAUUGAACAAUUGAAGGAUAUGUAUAUCAUAUUGGAUCACACUCGUACUGUUAUGAUGGUCGUUACUGAUGGAUCAUUACCCUCAAAUGUUGGUGGUGGUUCUAAUAUUAGAAAUAUCAUCAGAAGAGUAUUUGCGGUCUUGAAGAAGAAUAAUUGGUGGGAUAAAUUAGGAAUGGAUGGAUUAUUAUAAUUAUUUUAAGAACACAAAAAUGAUUUGGCUAAACUUUAUGGUCCAUUUGGAGAAUAUAAGAGUUUCGAUUAAAUUAUCAAAUAAGAAUAUGAAAGAUGGGCUAAAACAGAUGAUGAUAAGAAAGUUAAAUUAGAAAAAUUAUUGAAAUAAAAGAAUAAUCAAUUAAGUAUUGACGAUUGGAUCUUUGCUAUGAGUACUCAUGGAAUACCAGCUGAUACUAUUAGUCAAAUUAGUAAAUUGCCAAUCCCUGGUAAUUUGUAUGCUGAAUUGGCAGAUAGAGCAGCCAGAAUUACUAAAGCACCUGAAGCUAUUCUUUAUAACACAGUUCAUUUACCUGAAACUACUAAUUUAUAUUAUCAAACACCAAAAGAUGGCAAAUUCUAAGCUAAAAUUGUUACUAUAUUCAGUAAUGUUUAACAAUAGAAUCUUCCCAACAUUGUGAUUUUGAAUCAAUCUGCCUUUUAUCCAUUUGGUGGUGGUUAAGAUUUCGAUUAAGGUUGGUUAACUAUUUAAGGUGAGAGAUAUUAUGUUAACAAUGUAUAAAAAGUUGGCAAGGUUGUGUUACAUAUCUUAGAAAAACCAUUACAAAAUGCAGUUGAUACAUAUGUUGGUUAAGAAGUGUUAGCUGAAAUCGAUUUAGAAAGAAGAACAAUUUUGAGAAAUCAUCACACAGCUACUCAUAUUGUAUUUGCAGCAUGCAGAAGAGUACUUGGUCCUCAUGUUUGGUAAAAUGGUGCUCAUAAGAGUGUUCACAAUGCACAUCUUGAUAUUACUCACUUUGCACCUUUGUCUAAGGAAUAAGAAUAAGCCAUUGAGAAUGAGGUCAAUAAGAUCAUCUUAUCUGCAAAACAAAUCAAUAAAGGAUUUAUGAAUAAAGCUGAUGCUGAAAAGGAAUAUGGAUUCAGAUUAUAUCAAGGUGGUAUUGUACCAGGAAAUGAAUUAAGAGUUGUAAAUAUCGAUGGAAUAGAUGUUGAAGCUUGUUGUGGUACCCAUUGUGACAGCACAUCAGAAGUAGGAUGGGUGAGAAUUCUUAAAACUUAAAAAUUAUAAGAUGGUGUUGUAAGACUCUAUUAUGUUGCUGGAGUGAAGACAAUUGAGGUAUUAAACUCAGAGGGAGAGAUGAUUAAUUCAUUGGUCAAGUUGUGGUCUAUUUCCAAGAAUCAAUUGGUUGAAGAAGGCAGCAAGAUUUUCUAAGAGAAGAAACAUUAUGAAUCUGCAUAUAACGUAUGAUAUUAUUUAAUUAUGCUAGUAACUCAAGGCUGAAUUGAUCAAGUCACAAUUGAAAUAUGUUAUUGAUGGUCCAAAUCAAAGAACAGUUAUCCAAUCAACUGAACCAAAUCCAACUGCUUAUUUCAGUGAAAUUGGAAAGUACAUCCAAUAACUCAAGGAUGCCAAGAAGGGUCUGUUGUUUGUUGCAGACACUUUCAUCUAUGGAGCCUUUGGUGAGAACAAUUUCAAUGUAGAGGAAUUGAGCAAGCAAAUUGAGGAGGAAGGAUAACAAUUGAAAGUGAAUAAACAGAAUAAGAUUAGUGUUAAAGAUGGAAAGGUAUAGUAUUUUAGUUAAUGAUAGAAAACUAUUCAAGUGAAUGAUGUGUUAACAUUCUCCAUCUUAGGUAAAUUCAACAAGAAUAAAGCAACCAAAUAUCUUAAAGAGCAAGGUUUUGCUUAAUUUUGAGAUAAUAUAUAUAAAGAAAGAUAAA
Messenger RNA from Paramecium octaurelia, 3065 nucleotides. NCBI's taxonomy places the organism in Eukaryota, Ciliophora, Oligohymenophorea, Peniculida, Parameciidae. The record is from the annotation of a GenBank genome assembly.